AAGUCAAAAGCCCAAAGCGAUCAUGAUUCAAAUUUCAAAUCUAGAAAAAGGCAAAAUAUAACCUAACUUUAUUUUUUAAUCCAAAAUAGAUUAAUAUUUUUGAUAUUUUUGAUCGGAUAAGUGAUUAUUUCAAUAAAAAUAAACUUUUCGAAUAUACUGAUCAUUCAAUAUGUCUAAACCUGCAAGUAAGGGUUCAAAAGGCAAAUCCAAUGAAGAAGUUUUCGCAGGUUUCCAAACGCUAAGAAAUGAACAAAGACAAUUGGCUAAUAAAAUCUCCGAGUUGGAGAUGGAUUUAAACGAACACAAGAUAGUCAUAGAAACAUUGCAAGGAACAGACCCAAAUAGAAAGUGUUUUCGUAUGCUCGGAGGAGUUUUAGUGGAACGCACCGUCGGGGAGAUAUUGCCUGAACUGGAAAGCAACCGGGCAAGAUUACCUGGCGCUAUUGAGGCUUUAAAUGAACAACUAUCACGUAAAGGCAAGGAGAUCAAUGAGUACAUCGAGAAGCACGACAUCCGCGUGCAGCGCGGCGCCGAGCGGUCCGCCGAGGAACCCACAGAAGAGUCCACCAACACCAAGUCCAAUGUACUCGUAGCUACUGCCUAAAAAUCGUUCAACUCUUAUAUAUCUUAUUUUGUGCUUGACUAAACCCCAUGACGUCUGCAUUAUUUGGCCUUUUUGAGAUUUGUCCUGAAAUUCUCUUAAAGUUUAUUUUGCUUACAUAUUCUUCUAAUAUUAUGUCAUAUUCGUCUGAUAUUAUGUCUACACAAGUGCAUUUGUAUUGUUACUAUCUUAGAUAUUUAUUUCUUGUAUUAAAUUUAGGUAGUUGAGUUAAAUAAAUUGUCUUCAUUUACAAACAAAAGCAGUUUAUUAAAGAAGGAAUGGUUUUACAUCGUUUUAAUUCCUACAAUAUAUCAUUUUUUAAUCACAACCAUUAAAAAUAUAUAAUAUGUAUAACAAUUUAAAAAGUGAAUACACUUUAUAAAAAUUUAAUAUAAUUGCAACCCUGUAAUAUUUACUUAAGGUAUUAAAACAGUUUUUAACAAAAA
Messenger RNA from Colias croceus (clouded yellow), 1047 nucleotides. RefSeq names its product prefoldin subunit 2 (gene Pfdn2). The coding region runs from base 170 to 604 and encodes 144 amino acids. Gene Ontology annotation, cellular component: cytoplasm; prefoldin complex. The transcript is spliced from 3 exons. The record is from RefSeq and is a predicted model, not a curated record. NCBI's taxonomy places the organism in Eukaryota, Metazoa, Arthropoda, Insecta, Lepidoptera, Pieridae. Gene Ontology annotation, biological process: protein folding. Gene Ontology annotation, molecular function: protein folding chaperone.